This is a messenger RNA of Vicia faba (fava bean), 357 nucleotides long. NCBI's taxonomy places the organism in Eukaryota, Viridiplantae, Streptophyta, Magnoliopsida, Fabales, Fabaceae. The record is from the annotation of a GenBank genome assembly.
AUGAAUGAUAUCUCUUUUGCUGAUGAAUACUUAGUCGAAGCACCGAGGCCGGUUGAUUCAACUGUGAUCAAUUUGAUAUGUUACUUCAAAUAUGGAAAGAAAGUGUACUAUGAUUUGGAUAAUGCAUAUAUGGAUGGCUUGGUUAGCAAUAUUUUGGCUGAUUCUCAGAUCAAAGAGACUCGUCUUCAUGCUCAUAUUGACUUGGUUGCUAGAGAAGCAAAAGAAAUAAAUGAGAAGAUCCUAGUUGAGUUAUCUACCGUGAAAGGUGUCCUAGAUCAUCUUAAGGAUUUCACUCUUAUGUUCAACUUUAAUGAUAUUGAUGCCACCUAUGAUCCCUCUCCUGAUGAUUUAUAUUAG